GAAUGUCACCUUUGGCAACUUUCGGUCGAUCGCGCGCAGCAGGUGGCGCGGGCGUCUAAGGCGCUUUUUUGUUGUUUCUUCAAUUGAUCAGCCUAUCGACAAACGAUCGUGAUAUUGAUCUCGUCCUAGCUAUCCUGGCGGGCAAGGUCUCAUUACAGAAAGCUGAUCUGUUAGAUCAGCCAUCGUUUCAGUGCGUAGAGGGGAGAAAAUGGCGGCAAUUAUGGAACGCCGCGUAGUCAUCGCAUACACCGGUUUGGUGAACAAGACGAGCGGAGAACAAGAGUGUUCUACACAUGAUUUGGAUGGCCACGUGUUUCAUCUUCGGCAUCCAAAAACAGGUGCCAAAGCCUGCUACAUGCUGCUGAAUGCAAAGCUGCAGGAGUUGCACUGGUUCAAGCAGUCUUAUGCAUCCUGGUUCAUUGGGGACUCUGUUUGUGAAGAGUAUCAUAAAGUAGAGCAGAGUGUCGUAGAGUGUUGUGGAGUGUCGUAGAGUAGAAAAGUGUGUUGUAGGGUGUUGUAGAGUGUCGUAUUGUAGGGUGGAGUAGAGUGGAGUAGAGUAGAGUAGAGUAAAGUGUCUAUCAUAGA
Messenger RNA from Chara braunii, 585 nucleotides. The record is from the annotation of a GenBank genome assembly. Lineage: Eukaryota; Viridiplantae; Streptophyta; Charophyceae; Charales; Characeae.